Molecule: messenger RNA, 1714 nt
Organism: Racocetra fulgida
Lineage: Eukaryota; Fungi; Glomeromycota; Glomeromycetes; Diversisporales; Gigasporaceae
Source: the annotation of a GenBank genome assembly
AUGUCAUCCAGGGCAAAUUCUUCAUCUCCUCUUGUCUCGAGAGCCCAGAUCUUGCACCAGCCUGACCUUAGAAGAUCUAAUUCGAAAAAUCAGAGUUAUCACGCCCAAGGAGAUCAACAUGUCCAAUCGAGCGUGAAUAACAAUAACAAGAGGAACAGCAAUCCUCAUCGUAGACAAAAACGUCAAACGAAUCACCAUCAACGCAAUCAAUCCAAUGCCGAUUCGAGAAAUUGGGAUAGAACCGCAACCCAUAUUUCGGGUGAUGAUAACGAAGCAAAUAAAACAGAAAAUUUGCAGGAUUCUAUUGCAACUACCGUGUCAGCAUUUGAUGAUAUGUCAUUAAAUGAUACGAAUACUGUAAUCAUCACAACUCCUACUACUCCAAGUUGUCCAAUUUGUUUACAAAAACCAACCGCUGCUCGUGUGACCAAAUGCGGACAUUCUUAUUGCCUUCCAUGUAUUCUUCAUUAUUUGAUGUUGAUUGAUGAGAAGGAUAAACCUAACAAGAAAUGGCGCAAGUGUCCCAUCUGUUGGGAUGCUGUUUAUGCCAAAGAUCUCAAGAGUGUACGAUUUUGGUCCGUAAGAAAUAUUGGAAAAAUCGGGGAUGGAGAAACGGUUAAGGGAGAUGAAAUGAUCACAAUGCGUCUCAUUCAACGAAAUGCUAAUUCGACGAUUGCACUUCCUCGUUCGUCAACUUGGAUACUUAACAAUGACAUACUUUCGAAUUCUUCUGCACCAUGGCACUUUAUUCCUGAUGUCCUUAUUUUCUCAAAAUUGAUGCUCGCAUCAUUCGAUUAUAUGCAAAAAGAAUAUAAUCGAGAUUUAGAAGAUCUUCAAAAUGCACUACAGGACGUUAAAAACUGGAAUUCUGACGAUGAAAUUCCGUUUAUUGAAAUGGCCAUUGUCAAUGUUAAGGAACAUUUAGAAAAAUUUCAAAUGUUGUCUAGUGACGAUGUUAUUCAGGCUGAAUGGCGUGCUCGUGAAUUAAUUAAUCAAGCUGAAUUUAAUCGUUCAUUUACCGAUCAAACAGGCGAAAAUUUUUCAAAUUCAAAGCAUAAGAAAUUAGACGUACAAGUACUACAUGACACUACUACAUCCAUACAAACUGAUUCCACAACCAACAUUUCAUCAGAUAAAAGUAAUAGUUCUGAAUCAUCAUCUGAUUCAGGAAAUAGCCCACCGGCUUUUUUGCCUGAUGAAUUCAGAGUACAAUCUCAUAUUGCCAAUAUCCCUCAAUUGACCCCAGAGUCAAAACAGGAAUCAAAACAGAAAGCAAAAGUUUUACAACCUGUUGCUUACAAGGUAGACUUAAAAGGAAUUGUUUCUGAUUCCACGUUAGAAAUAUUUGCAAAUGAGCUUCGACAACGUCAAAAUCGUCGUAAAGAAAAGGCCCGAAAGGAAGAAAAAGCUGCACAUAAAGAAAGACGUCGUAGAAACACUCAAGAAUCUCUUAAUACUGAUUCCUUCUUCCAACCGAAUUUAUCAGGUGAAACUAGCAACAAUAACAGCACACUAUCACAACUUUCUAUUGAAAUGGAGUUCAGUAAUAAUCAUGUAAACAAUAAUCCAAACACUUCGUUCAAUGGACAAAAAACCGUUUGGGGAACCCCCGUUGCAUCUUUUGCUAAUGUUGCCAGCGGAAAAAACUUGGUUAAGCAUGAAGAUGUCUUUGUUGACGGUGGAUGGGAAUUUAAAGAAGAGGAAGUAUAUGUUG